Messenger RNA from Aspergillus saccharolyticus JOP 1030-1, 517 nucleotides. RefSeq lists its product as uncharacterized. The record is from RefSeq and is a predicted model, not a curated record. NCBI's taxonomy places the organism in Eukaryota, Fungi, Ascomycota, Eurotiomycetes, Eurotiales, Aspergillaceae. The transcript has a single exon. Bases 96 to 407 code for a protein of 103 amino acids.
UCCAGUUCAGUCUGCCGCCUGCGUGAUCCCCGAUCCACCAGCAAAGUUGCCCCCCCGGCUGAAACAAUCGGCGCCAACCGUGGCUGCCGCUAAGCAUGAGGGAUGGUGCCAAAUUGGGAUCCGAUUCCGCGCUAAGGUGGAUUGAACUGGAAUUCCCUUUUUUAGCUGAUUACCUAAUUUUUGGUUCCUGGCCCGUGCACUUUUCGACUUCUUCCUUCCUCUCUCAGGCUCAGGCUCAGGCUCAGGCUCUCCUCAUCCAUGUUUCAAUCGGGCCAUCACGUGUUCUCCACUGCACCGCCCGAUCGUUCGUCGUUCGUCGUUCGUCCCUCGUCCUGCUGCUGCUGCUGCUGUUGCCGCUGCUACUACUGCUGCUGUGUCAAUUGGUCUUUUCAACCCGCUCUUUUUGAGUUCUGUCUCAUCUUUCACCUCUCAUUCCUCCAUUCAUCUAUUCUCUUUUCUCUUCUUUCCUUUUUUCCUUUGUUUUCGUCUGGUUUUCCCUUUCUCUUCCUCCAUAGCU